Molecule: messenger RNA, 911 nt
Organism: Paramacrobiotus metropolitanus
Lineage: Eukaryota; Metazoa; Tardigrada; Eutardigrada; Parachela; Macrobiotidae
Product: ragulator complex protein LAMTOR5 homolog
Exons: 5
Coding region: 219-497 (92 amino acids)
Biological process (GO): cellular response to amino acid stimulus; positive regulation of TORC1 signaling
Cellular component (GO): lysosome; Ragulator complex; cytoplasm
Molecular function (GO): guanyl-nucleotide exchange factor activity
Source: RefSeq, a predicted model, not a curated record
AUAAAGUAUAAAUAAGAGUUUGUAUAAAACACGAGGUUUUGUAAACCAGCUGUGAGCAACUUUAUUUACUUUAGCACACAGAAAAGUAAUGUUACACUGAUUACGCUCCUGAUUUCUUUGCGUAAGCUCGAGGAUAUUAAAGGGUGCUCCUGUAGUUCUUCGGAUCGAUGUGAUUGUUGCAUGUUCGAGAUCCUCUGAGAGACUGGACUGACGGCGAUAUGGAAGCACAUUUGGAAAAGAGUAUCCGCGAAGUCAUGAACCAGCCGUCAGUAACGGGAGCGAUGUGCAUAGAUGGAAAAGGACUUUGUCUCAUAGCCAAAGGCACAGCUGAUCCCACUGCGGCCGGUUUUUUGUACGAAAUAUCUCGAUGCUCCAAUCAGUUGACGAACAGCGCGGAAGGUGCGCCAGUUGUCGCCAUUGAGUUCUCAAAAACGCAAAUUCUGAUCAAGCACGGACAAAAUAUUACAACGGUGAUCUACAAAGAGAAACCCAAAUAACUCGGAUGUUUCCUCCUGCAGACGGCUGAAAUUAUGGAGAUGCGGGUGGAACAGAUCGAAUUGUGGGAUCCGAUUUACGUUAUUUGCACUACGAAUCCGGAAUGAUUUUUUAACUUAUCCAUUGUGUUUCCGUCAGACUUUUAAAUCUUUUGCGCUAACUGAAUCUGUGAUUAGUGGUUCUGGCUCCGUAUGUUUGACUGCUGCGUGCCAUGCUGAUGCGAUCAAAUCCGCUGCUUUUUCGCCAACCAUUAUUGUUGGUGCAUGUGUGUUACCGCUGAUUAUCGUCGGCAUGAUUGACGCGUCGGCCACGCGCAGAUUUUUGAUUCCUUUAACCCUAAAGUUUGAAGAUUUUGAAUGUAGUUGAAUUACAAAUUAAAUGUGAUUGAAUUACGAAUUAAACAGUUUUGUACUACU